UUUUGGAGUUGUUUUUUGUUUUUGUUUUGUAUCUCCCCCCACCUCCCUGCCAGUUUUCUAGGGGAAGAAAACCAAAAUAACCUCUCUGCUAGGAGGGAUGUGGAUGUGGUUGGUCUGGUUUUAAGCAGUGCUAGAAGAUCUAUUUGGAUCCAAACUAGGUUUUUGUGCUGGGUUAAUUCCAGCGUGGGUCAAGUCUUUGGUGCGAGAUGUUCUGUCAGAUCAUGUGCUGCCUUGUCUCUGUGUGGCUGACUUCUGCCUCUGCUGCACAGGACCAUCCAGAAAUCCCCUCUGUGAAAAACAGCAUAUCCAUUGCAGAGAAGGAGGGAGAACAGAUUCUGGGAACUUACACUUGUAUCAAGAAUUACCACCGCAAAGGAAAGAAAUUUUUUGUUUCUGAUGCCAUUGAGGAGUGGAAUGUCUCUCCCGCUGAGUGCCACUUGGGCCACUGUCCUGACCCUGUGUUGGAGAAUGGGUGGUUCAAUUCUUCAGGUCCUGUGAACAUAAGUGACAUAAUCGUGUUUACGUGUAAUGACCCCUACAUCCUCGAGGGCAGCAGCUGGAGCCAGUGCCUGGAGGACCACAGCUGGGCACCUCCCUUUCCCACCUGCAAAAGUAGAGACUGUGGCCCUCCUGAGAAGCCAGCUCAUGGCUACUUUAAAGGAACAAAUUUCACCUCAGGAUCCAUCAUUACUUUUUACUGUGAGAAGCGGUACCGCCUGGUGGGCACACAGGAGCGGCAGUGCCUGGACCGGGCGUGGAGCGGCGCUCCCCCGGCCUGUGAGCUGAUCCCAGGGGCUCCCGCAGCAGUCCCGCGGACCGGGGUUGAGAAAGCAUUUCUUGCCUUUCAGGAAAGUAAGGACCUGUGCAGUGCCACAGAGAACUUUAUGAAAAGAGUAAAAGAAAAUGGCUUAACAAUGGAGGAAAUAAAAUACUCUCUGGAGAUUAAGAGAGCCGAACUGAUGGAAAAAAAAAACAACAACAAAAAAACUUGGCCUAAUGUCAUAACUGAGCAGAAUGGGGAUAAAAAUGCUCUUAUAAGUAAAAUUUCCUUUUAG
Messenger RNA from Octodon degus (degu), 1055 nucleotides. RefSeq names its product complement component 4 binding protein beta (gene C4bpb). The record is from RefSeq and is a predicted model, not a curated record. The coding region runs from base 207 to 1055 and encodes 282 amino acids. NCBI's taxonomy places the organism in Eukaryota, Metazoa, Chordata, Mammalia, Rodentia, Octodontidae. The transcript is spliced from 6 exons.